Messenger RNA from Plasmodium adleri (nom. inval.), 792 nucleotides. RefSeq names its product DER1-like protein, putative. Gene Ontology annotation, cellular component: Hrd1p ubiquitin ligase ERAD-L complex; endoplasmic reticulum membrane. Gene Ontology annotation, molecular function: misfolded protein binding; ubiquitin-specific protease binding. Bases 1 to 792 code for a protein of 263 amino acids. The record is from RefSeq and is a predicted model, not a curated record. The transcript is spliced from 3 exons. Gene Ontology annotation, biological process: endoplasmic reticulum unfolded protein response. Lineage: Eukaryota; Apicomplexa; Aconoidasida; Haemosporida; Plasmodiidae.
AUGGAUAUAUCUGGUCCAGAAGUGUGGUAUAAUAAUUUACCGAACGUAACAAAAUAUGUGAUAACAUUAAUUUUUUUAGUUACCUUAUUGAUAACGUGUAAUUUAUUGAACGUUGUAUAUAUACUAUUAGAUUGGAAUUUAAUAUAUUAUAAAUAUCAUAUAUGGAGAAUUUUUCUGAACUUUUUAUAUGUUGGUAAAUUUUCCCUUUCAUGGGUAUUCUUUAUGUCUUUAUUUGCUCAAUUCUCAUCAUCUUUAGAAAAAAAUGCAAUUUUCACAUCACCUGGAUCUUAUUUAUAUUUCAUUACCAUUCAAUGUACCUUUUUAUCUCUUAUAAGUAUUUUGUUUUAUUGGCCACGAGGUUAUCCCUUUUUAGGAAAUUCUCUCCUCUUUGCAAUAAUAUACUAUUGGUCAAGAAGAGAAGCAUGGAGCCAUGUUUCCAUUUAUUUCUUUACUGUUAAGGGAUAUCAAUUACCCUUUGCUUUAAUUUUCUUACAUUUAAUUAUGGGUCAAUCUUUGUGGGUUGAUAUUAUGGGGUUGUUAUCAGGACAUGUCUACUACUUUUUUAGAGAAAUUUUACCAAGAGAAGGUGGUCCCAAUCUUUUAGAUAAAACACCCAAAAUUUUUGAUAAGAUAAUGCUAAAAUUGCAAGAAUUUCGUUUAAAUAAUGGAAUAAGGAACAAUUUCCAAAGAUAUGGAUAUACGAAUAUAAAUAAUUCAAGGAGUACAAAUAAUAAUAAUGGAACAAAUAGAAGAGUUUUUAUUGGAAGGGGUGUAAGACUAGGUGAUAGUUAA